CGGACUACGACGAGAGUGAACUUGAUAAGAACACUCCAACAUGGCGAAGGUAGCAUUUUUUCUGACGUGUCUGGUAAUAUUUGUUGUUGUUGUAAAAUCGUUUGGACGAGGACGAAAAGCCGGAACCCCAUGUAAAACAGAUAAUACUUGUGGAGAUAAUCCAGUGAUGGAAAGUCUAGAUGGUAAAGACUACUGCUGUUCAGAGGGAUCGAGAAUCCGACUACGACCACCCAGAGGAGCUAUGACCGAGGCUAAAUGUAAAUGUAUCGGGGCCAGAGGCGGAGGGAGACGCUUAGGAGGGCGCAGACCAAAUCAACGGGGACGAGGACAGGGGCGAGGCCAAGGACGAGGCCAGGGACGAGGUAGGCCAAUGAGAUGUAAUGUUCAGAACGAUUGUGGUGAGGGGUCGGUAUCUGGUACUGCUAAUGACAGACCAAUAUGCUGCCCAUCUGGUUACGUGGUUAACAAAACGACUGUUGAACGUCGAGGCAGAUCACGAGAGCGAUGUACCUGUCAAAUGCCUGAAACCGGAACUCUAUAAAGGGAGAUAACUGUGGAGAAUAUAGCCCUGGGUUUGUUGCCUUAUACAACAGAUUACCAUGUAGACACUUAUUGUAUCUAAUUUGUUUUAUUUGAUGAUGUAAAAUAAAUGAUAAUUAUGUGUAUUG
Lottia gigantea (owl limpet) is the source of this 668-nucleotide messenger RNA. RefSeq lists its product as hypothetical. Bases 41 to 541 code for a protein of 166 amino acids. Lineage: Eukaryota; Metazoa; Mollusca; Gastropoda; Lottiidae. The transcript is spliced from 3 exons. The record is from RefSeq and is a predicted model, not a curated record.